AACUCGCCUUAACAUUCUUUACUUAAAGUUUUCGUUUUAUCUACAAAAAAAAAAAAAUGGCCAGCAAAUACGAAAUGUCCAAAACCUAUCAAUACCGCAAAGUGAUGAAACCUUUGCUGGAACGCAAACGACGUGCACGCAUCAACAAGUGUUUGGAUGAUUUGAAGGAUUUAAUGUCGGAGUGCUUCAAACAGGAUGGCGAAAAUACCCAGAAAUUCGAAAAGGCUGACAUCUUGGAGGUCACCGUUCAACAUUUGCGCAAAUUAAAGGCCCAAAAACAACAAAUCUCACAAAACAAUCUCAAUGCCCAGCAAAGUUUCCGUUCCGGUUAUAUACAGGCAGCCAAUGAAGUGUCCCGUUGCAUGGCCACCUUGCCCAAAAUAGAUGUGGCCUUUGGCACCAAACUAAUGACUCACUUGGGUUUGCGUCUCAGCCAAUUGGAAUCACCCAGUGAGGUACCUGCCGCCAUCAAUACCCCUUUAACAGUGGCCUGUUCCAGUUCACAAUCCACUGCUGCUUGCUCCAUGUACAGUCCAGUGUCCAGUGGUUAUGCCAGUGAUAAUGACUGCUCAUCGUUACGUUCUUCACCAGCUUUGUACCAACCAAAACCAACACAAGGACUUUUGCAAGUGACCACCACUAGCAGCAGCAGCAGCAGCAACACCCCCGUUUGGCGUCCUUGGUAAUCAGCCGAACACACUCUCUUUCUAGCACUCUUGUGGACAAGAGGCAGACAAAAGAAAAACAAAACAAAAUAACACCAGCAGUGCUUCUCAGAGUUCUUCCUUAAUCUAUGAUCUCGUUUAGUUUUAAGCAGACAAAAAAAAAACUCCUAUUUAAUUUGCUUUAUUUUUUCGAUGAUAAGUUUUUAAAGAUUUUUGUUAAACUAUUGUUAGAGUUUUAAUGAUGAUGACUAUUGUUUUAGUAGCUUUAUAGAAUAUAAUCCAACUGUGAUAGGGUCUUAUUUUGUGGUGUUGUGUGUGCAUGACCUACUACUACAACACCACAAUGAUAAUGUUAAGAGAAUUUUAUUUAUAAACACAACAA
Stomoxys calcitrans (stable fly) is the source of this 1047-nucleotide messenger RNA. RefSeq names its product enhancer of split m7 protein (gene E(spl)m7-HLH). Gene Ontology annotation, cellular component: nucleus. The transcript has a single exon. The record is from RefSeq and is a predicted model, not a curated record. Gene Ontology annotation, molecular function: RNA polymerase II cis-regulatory region sequence-specific DNA binding; DNA-binding transcription factor activity, RNA polymerase II-specific; protein dimerization activity. Bases 57 to 686 code for a protein of 209 amino acids. Lineage: Eukaryota; Metazoa; Arthropoda; Insecta; Diptera; Muscidae. Gene Ontology annotation, biological process: regulation of transcription by RNA polymerase II; regulation of neurogenesis; anterior/posterior pattern specification.